This is a messenger RNA of Mustela lutreola (European mink), 4961 nucleotides long. It is a transcript of the gene PTX4, whose product is annotated as pentraxin 4. The coding region runs from base 2603 to 4024 and encodes 473 amino acids. NCBI's taxonomy places the organism in Eukaryota, Metazoa, Chordata, Mammalia, Carnivora, Mustelidae. The record is from RefSeq and is a predicted model, not a curated record. The transcript is spliced from 3 exons.
ACACAGUGAGAGGGGCAACACAAGCAGGGGGAGGGUGAGAGGGAGAAGCAGGCGUCCAGCUCAGCAGAAAACCCGAUGUGGAGCUCAAUCCCAGGACCCAGGGAUCAUGACCCAAGCCAAAGGCAGACACUUAAUGACUGAGCCCUCCAGGCGCCCCCCUAUUUUCUUCAGUCUCACUCUCUGUACUCGCUUUUCAUUGGAUUGACCUUGAAGGGCUUGUUUUCUUUCUCUCUCUCUUUUCAUCUCUUUGUCUUCUUGCCCUACUUUCUGGGCAAUUCUUUUAAGCCUGGCCUUUUAGCUGUCCUGAUUUAAUUACUUAUUUAUUUGGAAAAUCCUCGUUUUCAUUCUUCCGGACCAACUUCUUCAUUUUUUAUUAUUCCUUUUCUCGUAAUAUCCACGUUUCCGCCUUGCAGACACAAAGCUUUUCUAGUCUUCCUGGGGGUGGUAAUUAAGAUCUUUCAGAGCUUUCCCUUGGCUCUCUGCGUGUUUCUGUUUGGGCAGAUUUCUGUCAGAGGCCCCUGUGUCUAGAGAUGUCUAGUUUAGCCUUCAUAUUAAGCCCGAGACAGUUAAGGGCCAGAAGCUGUGUAUGUGGAUGAGGGGAACUUGCUUUGACAGAUGGGGGGUGGGGAGGGAGGCUCUUGCUUCUUCCCAGGGUUAAAGAAGUCCCUCCUCCUACCUGGGGGCAGGUGUUUGGCUGUGGCUGCUGCUUUCUGGAAGUGGGUGGAACCCUCAGCGCCCCACAAUUCAAAAUGCAGCAUCUUUCUCAUCUCUUUCUUUUUAAGUCAGUUUCUUUAUUGAAAGUGGUCUCCAUGCCCAAUGGGGGCUUCAACUCAUGAUCCUGAGAGUAAGAGUCAGGCGCUGUACCGACUGAGCCAGCCAGGUGCCCCAGCAAAUAUAUUUUAUGUAACCCAAUCAGUCCAGAUUGUUACCUUUUGAACACGUAGUCCCGUAUAAAGUAUGAUGACUGGUGAGGUGGUUUGCAUUCCUUUUUUGUACUAAGUUCUGAAUCCAGUGUGCAUUACAUCCCUGGCGGACCUCAAGGCCAGUCACAUGGCAGGGGGAAGGGGGGCGCCGGAGAGCCAGCUGACCACAUCCUGUGGUGGUGGGGCUGGUGAACAGAGCUUUCACCAGCUGCAGGAGCUCAAAGAGGCUCUGGGGACCCAGGAGCUCUCUAUCCAGACUCACACGAGUCCCUUCACUUAAGCCUGUGCCAUGCCCCAACUUCCCAGUGUCCCUGGAUGCCCUUGGCCUCUCAGAGCUCUCUGUAAUAAGCUGAAUGGUGGAUCCCAAAACGUAGGUCCAGGUCCUAGGCCCACCCAUGUGAAUGCAAGCUUUUUCAGAGCCCUGGGGAAGAAGGAGCAGGGCCCUAGGACAUUGGGGCAUGGGCGCGCAAAAGAAAAAAACCCUGUUUUCAGCUCCCCUGUGGGGGUCACGGGUUACCAGCCCAGCCGUGGGACUUGAGCACAGCCAGUGGCCUAAGGAAGUGGGGCCAGUGGGGACCUCAUCCCAGGGCUGGCUGCAAGGACCAUGAUGCGGGGAGGGAGCAGAAUAAACGGCGGUCAGUUAGACAGCCGUGCAAGUUUCCUCUUCCCCGGGCACCGCUUCGAUGGCAGCAGAAGGACAAAGGUGAAGGAGCCCAGGGCCGAGGAGAGGGCAAGGGGAGCAGCACGGGAGGCACGGAUCCAUUGUGGCCUGGGAGAGUGACAGGUCAAGGGCAGAGCAGGGGGAGCUGCGGAAAGAGCCGCCCAAGGGAAGGGAGGGAAGGAGUCAGUGUCCCCAGGCCACAACCAAUGACCCGUAACCAAUGGAGGUCCCAGGUCAGCAGGUCCCAGGCUGCGCCUUCCCAAGGCUCCAGGGAAGACCGCUCCGGCCUCAUCCAGCUCUCCCUGCACCCGCAGUGCUCCGGUCUCUACCUCGGUCUUCCCACGGCCUUCUCCCCUGUGUCUUUUCUGUCUCUUGUAAGGACCCCCUAAUUCAGCAUGGUCUCCUCUCGAAACCUUUCAUGACGUCUGCAAGGGACUUCUUCCCAAAUAAACUCACCUUUGCAGGUGCACAGGGAUUCACAGGGUUAGGAUGAGGACCUACAAUUUCGGGGGCCACCGUUCAGCCCACCAUGCCACCUCUACCACAGAAUAAUUUAAGGUGGCCCCCAACCCCAUUUCCUUUGCCUUAUCCGAGGGAGAGAGGUAGGCUUCACAGGCCCCUCUGUGCAAGGCCCAAACUCUGGGCCCCACAGCGGACUUGGCUCCAGAGGCUCCCUGGCCCCAGCCUGCUUCAGCUUCUGGUUUUUGGGAGCCGAGUGCGUGUGUCCCCUGCUAAAGCAAUCACCUCCGCAUGGCUCUGAGCCGGCCAGGCCAGGGCUCGCACCCAGAAUUGUCUUCCAGAGAAACUGUUUGCAUCUGUUUUAAGCUUGUGUCCUUGGGAACCUCUAGCUCUCCAGAGUUCACUGACUGGAGGGCAAAUGCUUUUCAUUAAGGUGGCAGGAGGAAGCUGACUCCCAGCCAGGGUGGGAGAAGGAAAGCCGCUGCACUGGCUGGCUUGGGGGGGGUGGGGGCAGCAGCGCACAGCCUUUCAGUUGGGGGCUCCUCUCCACGUCGACAGGAUGGGCUGCCCGCGGAGGAAGGCCCUGUCUCUCCUCAUUAUUCUUGUGCCGGUGCAUCUGCACAGGGCUUUGUCGCAGGGAGCCAGCCCUGCAGGGCCAAGGAAGCCAUUUCUCGAGCGGCUCCGCAGGCUGGAAGAGCAGUUCCGGAGGUUCCAAGAGGUGACCUUAACCCACCUGCAAGACCUUGCCAGGAACUAUAACCUGUCGUACGAUGUCGAUGCCCGGUUCCAGAGCCUGGCCCGCAAGACCCAGGCCGUGGCCCUGGCUGUGAACCAGUCACAUGCUGCCGUGCAGGGUGACCUGAGCCACCUCAGGACACGGAUGCAGAAGAUGCAGCGCAGAAGCCGGAAGGUGGAGUCCAGGCUGCUGGCCCUGGGGGCUGCCCUGAGUGAAAGGCAGCACACCCAGGACAGAGAGGACCAAGAGGCGCGGAGGGGUGCCCUCUCCAGCUUGGCCCUGGCCGUGAGAGCCCUGCAGGACACGCUGGCUCACCUCACGGCCCUCGUGCAGGGCCAAGAUGCCAGGCUGGGUGCUCUCGAGGCCCGGAUGCAGGGGGCAGGUCCCAGCACCGCGACCCCGGCGCUGACCCCGGCCCAGCCCCUCCCGCCACCUGGGCUGCCCAGCCCCAGCUCCCCGGCGGAGCACAGGGGGAGGCAGGUGCUCAGACCACCUGAGACCGGUGACCCGCCUCAGGACUCUGCAGGCCAUCCGCAAGGGACAUGGGCACCUCCUGGCCCUGGCAGCCAGCGGGCGUGGCCCCCUGAGAAACCAGGAGAGACCUGUGACGUGGGCCCCGUGCUGGUCUUCCCCAACGCCUCCACCCAGAACGUCGCCUUCCUCAGCCCCGGCUUCCUGUGGGGUCUGCGAGCCCUGUCCGUCUGCAGCUGGGUGCGCACGACCUCGGGCCGCCUGGGCACCCUGCUGUCCUAUGCCACGGAGGAGAAUGACAACAAGCUCGUGCUGCACGGCGGCGGGAAAUCCCUGGCCCCGGGAGCCAUCCACUUCGUGAUCGGAGACCCGGCCUUCAGGGAGCUGCCCCUGCAGCCACUGCUGGACGGCCAGUGGCACCACGUGUGUGUCAUCUGGACGUCCAUCCUGGGCAGGUACUGGCUGCACGUGGACCGCAGGCUCGCGGCCACUGGCUCCCACUUCAGGGCGGGCUAUGAGAUCCCUGCAGGAGGGUCCCUGGUGCUGGGCCAGGAGCAAGACAGUGUGGGCGGUGGCUUUGACAGCUCUGAGGCCUUUGUGGGGAGCCUGGCAGGCCUGGCCAUAUGGGACCGGGCGCUGGUCCCCGGGGAGGUCGCAAAACUGGCCACCGGGAGGGAGGUCCCAGGGGGCGCCAUCCUGACACUGGAUGAUGCCCAGUGGAGAGGCGGGUUUGUGCAGCAGGUGAACUGCAGCUGCCUGGAGCUCUGUCCCUGAGGCCCUGCGCUCUGGGUCCCCACAGGAGCAGCCUCCGCCGCCCUCAGCCACCCCCUCCCCAGCCACCCCAGUGCACGUGCCCUGUCCAGGGCCACUGAGGGACACCCUGGGCGUUUGGAUUUGCAGAGCUGAGAUGUGGACAAGACGCUUUAAAUGUAUCUUUCUCUGAAACCGUGAAAAGUCUGUGGCUGGGUAACAAUUCCUCACAGUGGGCCUAGCAUUCCCCACAGCAAACGCUUUCUGUCUUGAUUUUAUACUAUUCCCCAGCAGGGCAAUGUGGGAGGUAGGGAGCGGACUGACAGGUGCAGUGGGGCUGUGGGAGGACCCGCGGGCUGUGAUGUCAUUCCCUCCUGGGGGGGCAGGACUCUGUGGGGGCCUCGCGUCUGGGCUGGGUUUGCCAACGGAGAGCCCUGUUUUCGUGGUACCUGGGUGGGUGCAUUUGAACGGCCCUCUCUCGAGGUGGCUUGGAAAGCCCCCGGGUGGUCCUUGCUGCCGUGUCCCUCAUGAAAAGGACCAGGAAUCCAUUGCCUGCCCCGAAGCCCCAGCGACUUGACCGGUCGCCCCCCCCGGGGCCUCCAUCAAGGUGCCGCUGUGGGAGUCUGUGAAGGGAGCAAGUGAUUCAAGCGAUUCAGAAACAAACGGGAGCAAUCGCAGGCCGCACUUUCAAGGCACCCUCGUUGGGGUACUAUGGGAGCAGAAGCCAGGAGGCCACCGGGAUGUGUGUCCAGUGCAGAGAUUGUUAGUGAAUUCACAGAGCUGUGCCCCCAUCACUGCAACCUAGCUUUAAGGUGUUUCCAUGCCCCCCCAAAUCAUGCCUGUUAGUGGUCGCUCCUGUCCCCCCCAGCUCCGGUGCCCCCUGACCGGGACCCCACACUGCUCUCCAUUCACCCGCUCCCAGUCUCUGGCUUUUGUGAAUAAAGCUCUUCGAGCACUCUCA